CGACGAGGGGCGCACGCGGUCUACUCUAGGACGGCGCUGUUGUUAAAUGGGCAAGUCUAAUUGUCCACGCUCAACUCACGUUGGCUGUUCAUCACCACGGCCCCUUAUGGCAAGCUUCGGGGCCACUUCAUGGAGUUGUGGAGUUCUUCCAUUACUAUUGAGAUACCAGUGGAAACAUGGUGUGGAAUUUUUUACAUAUAAUAACCGUUCUGGCAGCUGUACUGAGUGUCCACGGACAGACAACCCCAACACCAUUGCCAACACAGCUGCCAGUGACACUACAGACAACACCGUUGACUAUUGUGUGUGUAGGAAGUGAAUUCCAAUGUGCUGAUAAUAAGGACUGCAUCCCUGGACGUCUUUACUGUGAUGGGGAGCCCGACUGUACAGACCAGAGCGAUGAGACUGCAAACUGCCAAUGCCGCUCAGACCAAAUCCGUUGUAGCAAUGGAACCUGCCUUGGGAUAGUGUUCGUGUGUGAUGGAGUCAACGACUGUGGAGACUAUUCAGACGAAAACAACUGCACUUGCACACCGAAUCAGUACAAAUGCAAUAACAGCAACACCGAAUGUUUGGACCCGCUCUACGUCUGCGAUGGAGAAACUGACUGUAGCGAUGGAUCUGAUGAAAGUGACUGUGAGAAAGAGUGUUCCAGCAGUGAGUUCCGCUGUGCCGAUAAGAAGCAUUGCAUCCCUGGACGUCUUUACUGUGAUGGGGAGCCCGACUGUGCAGACCAGAGCGAUGAGACUCCAAACUGCCAAUGCCGCUCAGACCAAAUGCGUUGUGAUAAUGGAACCUGCCUUGGAAUAGCGUUCGUGUGUGAUGGAGUCAACGACUGUGGAGACUAUUCAGAUGAAAGCAACUGCACUUGCACUCAAAGCAAAUACAAAUGCAAUAACAGCAACAUCGAAUGUCUGGACUGGCUCUACGUUUGUGAUGGAGAAACUGACUGCAGCGAUGGAUCUGAUGAAAGUGACUGUGAAAGAGAAUGUUCAGAAAGUGAGUUCCGAUGUGCCGAUAAGAAGCACUGCAUCCCUGGACGUCUUUACUGUGAUGGGGAGCCCGACUGUGCAGACCAGAGUGAUGAGACUCCAAACUGCCAAUGCCGCUCAGACCAAAUCCGUUGUGGCAAUGGAACCUGCCUUGGAAUAGUGUUUGUGUGUGAUGGAGUCAACGACUGUGGAGACUAUUCAGACGAAGACAACUGCACUUGCACACCGAAUCAGUACAAAUGCAAUGACAGCAACACCGAAUGUUUGGACCCGCUCUACGUCUGCGAUGGAGAAACUGACUGUAGCGAUGGAUCUGAUGAAAGUGACUGUGAGAAAGAGUGUUCCAGCAGUGAGUUCCGCUGUGCCGAUAAGAAGCAUUGCAUCCCUGGACGUCUUUACUGUGAUGGGGAGCCCGACUGUGCAGACCAGAGCGAUGAGACUCCAAACUGCCAAUGCCGCUCAGACCAAAUGCGUUGUGAUAAUGGAACCUGCCUUGGAAUAGCGUUCGUGUGUGAUGGAGUCAACGACUGUGGAGACUAUUCAGAUGAAAGCAACUGCACUUGCACUCAAAGCAAAUACAAAUGCAAUAACAGCAACAUCGAAUGUCUGGACUGGCUCUACGUUUGUGAUGGAGAAACUGACUGCAGCGAUGGAUCUGAUGAAAGUGACUGUGAAAGAGAAUGUUCAGAAAGUGAGUUCCGAUGUGCCGAUAAGAAGCACUGCAUCCCUGGACGUCUUUACUGUGAUGGGGAGCCCGACUGUGCAGACCAGAGUGAUGAGACUCCAAACUGCCAAUGCCGCUCAGACCAAAUCCGUUGUGGCAAUGGAACCUGCCUUGGAAUAGUGUUUGUGUGUGAUGGAGUCAACGACUGUGGAGACUAUUCAGACGAAGACAACUGCACUUGCACACCGAAUCAGUACAAAUGCAAUGACAGCAACACCGAAUGUUUGGACCCGCUCUACGUCUGCGAUGGAGAAACUGACUGUAGCGAUGGAUCUGAUGAAAGUGACUGUGAGAAAGAGUGUUCCAGCAGUGAGUUCCGCUGUGCCGAUAAAAAGCAUUGCAUCCCUGGACGUCUUUACUGUGAUGGGGAGCCCGACUGUGCAGACCAGAGUGAUGAGACUCCAAACUGCCAAUGCCGCUCAGACCAAAUCCGUUGUGGCAAUGGAACCUGCCUUGGAAUAGUGUUCGUGUGUGAUGGAGUCAACGACUGUGGAGACUAUUCAGAUGAAAGCAACUGCACGUGCACUCCAAGCAAGUACAAAUGCAAUAACAGCAACACCGAAUGUUUGGACCGACUCUAUGUCUGUGAUGGAGAAACUGACUGUAGCGAUGGAUCUGAUGAAAGUGACUGUGAGAAAGAGUGUUCCAGCAGUGAGUUCCGCUGUGCUGAUAAGAAGCAUUGCAUCCCUGGACGUCUUUACUGUGAUGGGGAGUCCGACUGUGCAGACCAGAGCGAUGAGACUCCAAACUGCCAAUGCCGCUCAGACCAAAUGCGUUGUAAUAAUGGAAGCUGCCUUGGAAUAGCGUUCGUGUGUGAUGGAAUCAACGACUGUGGAGACUAUUCAGAUGAAAGCAACUGCACUUGCACUCCAAGAAAGUACAAAUGCAAUAACAGCAACACCGAAUGUUUGGACUGGCUCUACGUUUGUGAUGGAGAAACUGACUGCAGCGAUGGAUCUGAUGAAAGUGACUGUGAAAGAGAAUGUUCAGAAAGUGAGUUCCGCUGUGCCGAUAAGAAGCACUGCAUCCCUGGACGUCUUUACUGUGAUGGGGAGCCCGACUGUGCAGACCAGAGUGAUGAGACGCCAAACUGCCAAUGCCGCUCAGACCAAAUUCUUUGUGGAAAUGGAAGCUGCCUUGGAAUAGUGUUCGUGUGUGAUGGAGUCAACGACUGUGGAGACUAUUCAGAUGAAAGCAACUGCACUUGCACUCCAAGCAAGUACAAAUGCAAUAACAGCAACACCGAAUGUUUGGACCGACUCUAUGUCUGUGAUGGAGAAACUGACUGUAGUGAUGGAUCUGAUGAAAGUGACUGUGAGAAAGAGUGUUCCAGCAGUGAGUUCCGCUGUGCCAAUAAGAAGCAUUGCAUCCCUGGACGUCUUUACUGUGAUGGGGAGCCGGACUGUGCAGACCAGAGCGAUGAGACUCCAAACUGCCAAUGCCGCUCAGACCAAAUCCGUUGUGGCAAUGGAAGCUGUCUUGGAAUACCAUUCGUGUGUGAUGGAGUCAACGACUGUGGAGACUAUUCAGAUGAAAGCAACUGCACUUGUACUCCAAGCAAGUACAAAUGCAAUAACAGCAACACCGAAUGUUUGGAUUGGCUCUACGUUUGUGAUGGAGAAACUGACUGUAGUGAUGGAUCUGAUGAAAGUGACUGUGAGAAAGAGUGUUCCAGCAGUGAGUUCCGCUGUACCGAUAAGAAGAAUUGCAUCCCUGGACGUCUUUACUGUGAUGGGGAGCCCGACUGUGCAGACCAGAGCGAUGAGACUCCAAACUGCCAAUGCCGCUCAGACCAAAUGCGUUGCGGUAAUGCGAGCUGCCUUGGAAUAGUGUUCGUGUGUGAUGGAGUCAACGACUGUGGAGACUAUUCAGAUGAAAGCAACUGCACUUGCACUCCAAGCAAGUACAAAUGCAAUAACUGCAACACCGAAUGUUUGGAUUGGCUCUACGUUUGUGAUGGAGAAACUGACUGUAGUGAUGGAUCUGAUGAAAGUGACUGUGAGAAAGAGUGUUCCAGCAGUGAGUUCCGCUGUGCCGAUAAGAAGCAUUGCAUCCCUGGACGUCUUUACUGUGAUGGGGAGCCGGACUGUGCAGACCAGAGCGAUGAGACUCCAAACUGCCAAUGCCGCUCAGACCAAAUCCGUUGUGGCAAUGGAAGCUGUCUUGGAAUAGCAUUCGUGUGUGAUGGAGUCAACGACUGUGGAGACUAUUCAGAUGAAAGCAACUGCACUUGCACUCCAAGCAAGUACAAAUGCAAUAACAGCAACACCGAAUGUCUGGAUUGGCUCUACGUUUGUGAUGGAGAAACUGACUGUAGUGAUGGAUCUGAUGAAAGUGACUGUGAGAAAGAGUGUUCCAGCAGUGAGUUCCGCUGUACCGAUAAGAAGAAUUGCAUCCCUGGACGUCUUUACUGUGAUGGGGAGCCCGACUGUGCAGACCAGAGCGAUGAGACUCCAAACUGCCAAUGCCGCUCAGACCAAAUGCGUUGUGAUAAUGGAAGCUGCCUUGGAAUAGUGUUCGUGUGUGAUGGAGUCAACGACUGUGGAGACUAUUCAGAUGAAAGCAAGUGCACUUGCACUCCAAGCAAGUACAAAUGCAAUAGCAGCAACACCGAAUGUUUGGACUGGAUCUACGUUUGUGAUGGAGAAACUGACUGUAGUGAUGGAUCUGAUGAAAGUGACUGUGAAAGAGAAUGUUCAGAAAGUGAGUUCCGCUGUGCCGAUAAGAAGCACUGUAUCCCUGGACGUCUUUACUGUGAUGGAGAGGCCGACUGUACAGACCAGAGCGAUGAGACUUCAAACUGCCAAUGCCGCUCAGACCAAAUCCGUUGUGGCAAUGGAACCUGCCUUGCAAUAGCGUUCGUGUGUGAUGGAGUCAACGACUGUGGAGACUAUUCAGAUGAAAGCAACUGCACUUGCACUCCAAGCAAGUACAAAUGCAAUAACAGCAACAUCGAAUGUUUGGACUGGCCCUACGUUUGUGAUGGAGAAUCUGACUGUAGCGAUGGCUCGGAUGAAAGUGACUGUGAGAAAGAGUGUUCCAGUAGUGAGUUCCGCUGUGCUAACAAGAAGCAAUGCAUCCCUGGACGUCUUUACUGUGAUGGGGAGGCCGACUGUCCAGACCAGAGCGAUGAAACUCCCAGCUGCCAUUGCCUCCCAGAGCUGCAACUUCCUUGUGGCAAUGGGACCUGCCUGGCAAAGGAGAGCUUCUGUGAUGGAGUCAACGACUGUGGGGACUACUCAGAUGAGACCAACUGCACUUGCUCUCCAAGUCAGUUCACAUGCAGUAGCAGCAGGCAAUGCCUUGACUCGAUGUUUGUUUCUGAUGGAGACACAGACUGCAGCGAUGGAUCGGAUGAAGAUGAAUUCGGAUGUUCAAUCAGUGAGUUCCGCUGUGCUAACAAGAAGCAGUGCAUACCUGGAUGGUUUUACUGCAAUGGGGAGCCAGAUUGCAUGGACCAGAGCGAUGAGACUCUGGACUGUCAAUGCCGCUCAGACCAAAUUCGUUGUGGCAAUGGAACCUGCCUUGGAAUAGUGUUCGUGUGUGAUGGAGUCAACGAUUGUGGAGACUACUCAGAUGAGGACAACUGCACUUGUUCUCCAAGCCAAUUCACAUGCAAGAGCGGCAGACUGUGCGUGGACUCGAUGUUUGUUUGUGAUGGAGAAACGGACUGCAGUGAUGGAUCAGAUGAAAUUGGCUGUGAUAAAGAUUGUGCACUGAAUGAGUUCCGAUGUGCUGACAAGAAGCAAUGCAUCUCUGGACAUCUUUACUGUGAUGGGGAGGCCGACUGUGCAGACCAGAGCGAUGAAACUCCCCGCUGCAAUUGCCUCCCAAAGCUGCAAAUGCCUUGUGGCAAUGGGACCUGCCUGGCAAAGGAGAGCUUCUGUGAUGGAGUCAACGACUGUGGGGACUACUCAGAUGAGGCCAACUGCACUUGUUCAUCAAUCCAGUUCACGUGCAGGAGCAGCAGGCUAUGCGUGGACUCGAUGUUUGUUUGUGAUGGAGAAACGGACUGCAGUGAUGGAUCAGAUGAAAUUGGCUGUGAUAAAGAUUGUGCACUGAAUGAGUUCCGCUGUGCUGACAAGAAGCAAUGCAUCUCUGGACAUCUUUACUGUGAUGGGGAGGCCGACUGUGCAGACCAGAGCGAUGAAACUCCCAGCUGCCAUUGCCUCCCAGAGCUGCAACUGUCUUGUGGCAAUGGGACCUGCCUGGCCAAGGAGAGCUUCUGUGAUGGAGUCAACGACUGUGGGGAUUACUCAGAUGAGGCCAACUGCACUUGCUCUCCAAGUCAGUUCACAUGCAGAAGCAGCAGGCAAUGCCUUGACUCGAUGUUUGUUUUUGAUGGAGACACAGACUGCAGCGAUGGAUCGGAUGAAGAUGAAUUAGGAUGUUCAAUCAGUGAGUUCCGCUGUGCUAACAAGAAGCAGUGCAUACCUGGAUGGUUUUACUGCAAUGGAGAGGCCGACUGUGCAGACCAGAGCGAUGAGACUCCCAGCUGCCAGUGCCUCCCAGAGCUGCAACUUCCGUGUGGCAAUGGGACCUGCCUGGCAAAGGAGAGCUUCUGUGAUGGAGUCAACGACUGUGGAGACUACUCAGAUGAGGCCAACUGCACUUGUUCACCAAUUCAGUUCACGUGCAGGAGCAGCAGGCUGUGCGUGGACUCGAUGUUUGUUUGUGAUGGAGAAACGGACUGCAGUGAUGGAUCAGAUGAAAUUGGCUGCGAUAUUGAGUGUGCAGUGCCUAAGUUCCGCUGUGCUAACAAGAAGCAGUGCAUACCUGGAUGGUUUUACUGCAAUGGGGAGCCAGAUUGCAUGGACCAUAGCGAUGAGAAUCUGGACUGUCAAUGCCAACCAGACCAAAUCCGUUGUGGCAAUGGAACCUGCCUUGGAAUAGUGUUCGUGUGUGAUGGAGUCAACGAUUGUGGAGACUACUCAGAUGAGGACAACUGCACUUGUUCUUCAAGCCAAUUCACAUGCAAGAGCGGCAGGCUGUGCGUGGACUCGAUGUUUGUUUGUGAUGGAGAAACGGACUGCAGUGAUGGAUCAGAUGAAAUUGGCUGUGAUAAAGAGUGUGCAGUGCGUGAGUUCCGAUGUGCUAACAAGAAGCAGUGCAUACCUGAAUGGUUUUAUUGCAAUGGAGAGGCCGAUUGUGCAGACCAGAGCGAUGAGACUCCCAGCUGCCAUUGCCUCCCAGACCAACAGCUGCCUUGUGGCAAUGGGACCUGCCUGGCAAAGGAGAGCUUCUGUGAUGGAGUCAACGACUGUGGAGACUACUCAGAUGAGGCCAACUGCACUUGUUCACCAAUUCAGUUCACGUGCAGGAGCAGCAGGCUGUGCGUGGACUCGAUGUUUGUUUGUGAUGGAGAAACGGACUGCAGUGAUGGAUCAGAUGAAAUUGGCUGUGAUAAAGAGUGUGCAGUGCGUGAGUUCCGAUGUGCUAACAAGAAGCAGUGCAUACCUGAAUGGUUUUAUUGCAAUGGAGAGGCCGAUUGUGCAGACCAGAGCGAUGAGACUCCCAGCUGCCAUUGCCUCCCAGACCAACAGCUGCCUUGUGGCAAUGGGACCUGCCUGGCAAAGGAGAGCUUCUGUGAUGGAGUCAACGACUGUGGAGACUACUCAGAUGAGGCCAACUGCACAUGUUCACCAAUUCAGUUCACGUGCAGGAGCAGCAGGCUGUGCGUGGACUCGAUGUUUGUUUGUGAUGGAGAAACGGACUGCAGUGAUGGAUCAGAUGAAAUUGGCUGUGAUAAAGAGUGUGCAGUGCGUGAGUUCCGAUGUGCUAACAAGAAGCAGUGCAUACCUGAAUGGUUUUAUUGCAAUGGAGAGGCCGAUUGUGCAGACCAGAGCGAUGAGACUCCCAGCUGCCAUUGCCUCCCAGACCAACAGCUGCCUUGUGGCAAUGGGACCUGCCUGGCAAAGGAGAGCUUCUGUGAUGGAGUCAACGACUGUGGAGACUACUCAGAUGAGGCCAACUGCACUUGUUCACCAAUUCAGUUCACGUGCAGGAGCAGCAGGCUGUGCGUGGACUCGAUGUUUGUUUGUGAUGGAGAAACGGACUGCAGUGAUGGAUCAGAUGAAAUUGGCUGUGAUAAAGAGUGUGCAGUGCGUGAGUUCCGAUGUGCUAACAAGAAGCAGUGCAUACCUGAAUGGUUUUAUUGCAAUGGAGAGGCCGAUUGUGCAGACCAGAGCGAUGAGACUCCCAGCUGCCAUUGCCUCCCAGACCAACAGCUGCCUUGUGGCAAUGGGACCUGCCUGGCAAAGGAGAGCUUCUGUGAUGGAGUCAACGACUGUGGAGACUACUCAGAUGAGGCCAACUGCACAUGUUCACCAAUUCAGUUCACGUGCAGGAGCAGCAGGCUGUGCGUGGACUCGAUGUUUGUUUGUGAUGGAGAAACGGACUGCAGUGAUGGAUCAGAUGAAAUUGGCUGUGAUAAAGAGUGUGCAGUGCGUGAGUUCGGAUGUGCUAACAAGAAGCAGUGCAUACCUGAAUGGUUUUAUUGCAAUGGAGAGGCCGAUUGUGCAGACCAGAGCGAUGAGACUCCCAGCUGCCAUUGCCUCCCAGACCAACAGCUGCCUUGUGGCAAUGGGACCUGCCUGGCAAAGGAGAGCUUCUGUGAUGGAGUCAACGACUGUGGAGACUACUCAGAUGAGGCCAACUGCACUUGUUCACCAAUUCAGUUCACGUGCAGGAGCAGCAGGCUGUGCGUGGACUCGAUGUUUGUUUGUGAUGGAGCAACGGACUGCAGUGAUGGAUCUGAUGAAAUUGGCUGUGAUAAAGAGUGUGCAGUGAAUGAGUUCCGCUGUGCUAACAAGAAGCAAUGCAUCUCUGGGCGGUUUUACUGCAAUGGAGAGCCGGACUGCAUGGACAUGAGCGAUGAGACUCCGAACUGCUGGUGCCACACAGACCAACAGCUGUCUUGUGGAAAUGGGACCUGCCUUGCAAAGGAGAGCUUCUGUGAUGGAGUCAAUGACUGUGGGGACUACUCAGAUGAGGCCAACUGCACUUGUUCAUCAAUCCAGUUCACAUGCAGGAGCAGCAGGCUGUGCGUGGACUCGAUGUUUGUUUGUGAUGGAGAAACGGACUGCAGUGAUGGAUCAGAUGAAAUUAGCUGUGAUAAAGAGUGUGCAGUGCGUGAGUUCGGAUGUGCUAACAAGAAGCAGUGCAUACCUGGAUGGUUUUAUUGCAAUGGAGAGGCCGACUGUGCAGACCAGAGCGAUGAAACUCCAAACUGCCAAUGCCGCUCAGACCAAAUCCGUUGUGGCAAUGGUAACUGCCUUGGAAUAGUGUUUGUGUGUGAUGGAGUCAACGACUGUGGAGACUACUCAGAUGAGGACAACUGCACCUGUGUUGAUGGGGACUUUCAGUGCAAAAGCAGUGGAUGCGUUCCGCUUUCUCUUGUUUGUGAUGGCGAAGUGGACUGUGUAGAUGGCUCGGAUGAAGCUUUAUUUUUAUGCAGACCAGCAAAGUAUAAUUUUAGAGCAAUGUUGAAUUUUGAUCCAUCUCUGAACAUCAAUCAAUUGGAGAAUGAGAUACAAAUACACAUGAAGAAUGCACUACCAAAGCAGAAUGUGAAGAUACAUUAUAAGCAACUUCCCUAAACACUUUUUAAAAUUGAAACGCAGAGAAUUUCUCCACCAAAUAACCACAACUAGUUGUUUUAAAGCAAUUAUAACUAUAUACAAUACAAUACUGUAUGGAACACUUAAAAAAAAUGCAGUACUUUUGAGAGCAUCAAACACACCCCCAUGUACGCAAACGGCGUCCUUUUGGGGUCCUCUGGUCUAACACAAUUUGAGACGAGGUUCCAAAGAAAGCUGUCUCUGGUGUGGACCUAUCAGUUUCAAAGACAAUGCAUAUAUUAUCAGAGUAUGUUUUUUUUUCAUUCUGACCACAAGUAUUGUGGUUAAUGCAGACAUGAUUCCUUGUAAAAGGUUUCAGUUUGGUGUUUUAACAUCUUAACACCUGUUAUGUUGCCAGAAAAAAAGUGGAAAACCGAUUAUCAUAUUUUGGUACUGGCAAAGGAGGUCCUAUUAUGUAGUUUUAUGAUGUUCAGGUGGUUAUUGGAAAUAAAAUUCAAGACAACA
Molecule: messenger RNA, 9800 nt
Organism: Lethenteron reissneri (Far Eastern brook lamprey)
Lineage: Eukaryota; Metazoa; Chordata; Hyperoartia; Petromyzontiformes; Petromyzontidae
Product: low-density lipoprotein receptor-related protein-like
Biological process (GO): receptor-mediated endocytosis
Cellular component (GO): apical plasma membrane; signaling receptor complex; plasma membrane
Molecular function (GO): hormone binding; protein binding
Source: RefSeq, a predicted model, not a curated record